Pichia kudriavzevii is the source of this 369-nucleotide messenger RNA. RefSeq lists its product as uncharacterized. Gene Ontology annotation, molecular function: structural constituent of ribosome. NCBI's taxonomy places the organism in Eukaryota, Fungi, Ascomycota, Pichiomycetes, Pichiales, Pichiaceae. The transcript has a single exon. The record is from RefSeq and is a predicted model, not a curated record. Gene Ontology annotation, cellular component: ribosome; mitochondrial small ribosomal subunit. The coding region runs from base 1 to 369 and encodes 122 amino acids. Gene Ontology annotation, biological process: mitochondrial translation.
AUGAAAGGUCUCGUUAGGAUCAGAUUUGUCAGAAAGGGAAGAACUAGACAACCAGUGUACAACAUCGUUGUGGCCAACAAAAGAGGAAAGCUUCAAGGUCUUCCAAUUGAGGUUAUAGGCACAUACAAUCCUAUACCGACUCCAAUAUCCCCAAUACAGAGACAACAAGGUGUCAUUCCGGUGAAGGACGUCAAGCUUGAUUUUGACAGGGCCAAAUACUGGAUUUCUGUCGGUGCCCAGCCUAGUGAUAGUGUUGCAAAACUUUUAAAGAAGGCAGGUAUUCUCCAUGAACAGUGGCCAAAUCCAUCCAAGGCAGUCAAAGUUGUUCCUAGACCAGAAAUUCCUACCCAACACAAAGCUUUUGCUUGA